This is a messenger RNA of Aspergillus puulaauensis, 1827 nucleotides long. RefSeq names its product putative regulatory factor Sgt1. Lineage: Eukaryota; Fungi; Ascomycota; Eurotiomycetes; Eurotiales; Aspergillaceae. The record is from RefSeq and is a predicted model, not a curated record. The transcript is spliced from 3 exons. Gene Ontology annotation, cellular component: nucleus. Bases 1 to 1827 code for a protein of 608 amino acids.
AUGGCGCCCAUGUCGCAGGAAGAUAUCGAGUGGUUCAAGUCCACCUUUCGGCCCAUUCCUAAACCUGAACUGCCGGACGACUGCAUCGAGUACUCGUUACAAUAUAUCCCUUCCAACCCCGCCCCCGCUGUUGUCGAUGAGGUCGCAGAUACACGAACACGGUUGAUGGAGGUGCAGAGAUCUUCUGCUGAAUUGAUAAAACAACUACUAAAAGACUAUAUAUGGCAAAGAGAGGCAUUCCGCCUUGAGAUUACCAAAAAAGACGGAACAACCAUAUUAAGCGGUCGAACGAAUUUUGGAGACUCUGUUGAAGAUGAAUGGGUGAUCGUGUAUCUGUUGCGGGAGUUGACAAAGAAACACCAAGAUGUCUGGGCUACAGUGACAGAUAAUGAUGGCCAGUUCCUCCUUGCAGAGGCUGCCGGUGCGUUGCCUUCAUGGCUGGAGCCAGAAAUAGCAGAUAAUAGGGUUUGGCUGCACCAGGGAGAACUUGUUGUCAUCAAACCGAAGAGUGAGAAGGGCAGGGUCACGGAAACGAUAUCCCUACCGGAGGCGAGGAACAUAAUAAAAGAGGACCCCAAGCGGCUUAUGCGCUCAGCCAUGAUCCAGGAAGAGGCGUUUUACCGACUACGGAAUUAUCCCAAGCAGAUUAGUGAGAACCUCCAUUCGGCCUUGGUUACUAUCCCUCGCAAGGUGGCCUACCUCUUGCAUCAAAAGCCCGCUUAUAUAUCUCCUGCUGUCGAAGCCUUUUACCUUCGGGAUCCUAUCGCAUUGAGGCCUCUUCGAGGUAAAGACGCAGGAGACCUGAUUUUCAGGCCUGAGGAUUUCGUUACAGUGAGCACCCGAUUUACACGGACCGGCUAUGCGCAAAUUAAGAGCCAAGAUUUCCCGGCUCCCAAAUCCUGGGUCGGCAAAUUACCUUCUAUCGAGGAUCGGAAGUUAUAUGACCGCGCCGAUGCGGGUAUGAAAGUUACUUCUGGGUUCGAAAUGCUUCUCACAGACCCCCAGAAUCAGGAUAAGCCGCUGGUGCGAGAGAUGAAGCUCAUACUCGAGGAUCUAGACACUGGGGAUGAAUCUCUUCCCACUGAUGAAGAAAUUCAAACUUGGGAGAAGCGUGAAGAUGACGAAAAGUGGUUGGACAUAAACUUUGAGGACUUGGACACGGAGCUUAAGGGGAAGGGUAAAGAGAAGGAAAAGUCUGCGGGAGAAUUUGGGGACUCCAAUGCACAAGAAAAUCUGCAACGUAUAGUUGCUCAGUUUGAGAAAUUCUUAAACGACGAAUCAGCUGGCUUCGAAGGGGCCGAUUUCAUUGACGAUUACGGAUCAGAUUCAGAUGUCGACGAGGACGAGGAAGAAGAAUUGGACAGUGAAGGGGAGGACAAAGACGCAUCCUUUGACGAGGAAGAAUUCUCUAAAAUGAUGAAAGAGAUGAUGGGCAUGCCGUCGAUGCCGCCUUCUCUGCCUGGUCUCAGCGGACCGUCUGCACCACCGAAGCCGUCCAAACGAGUGGAGGAACUGGACACCGACUCCGAGGAUGACACUGAACAAAUACAGCAGCUUUCAAGAGAAAUGGAAGCUGAGUUGAAAGGAACAGGAGUUCUCAACCUGAACCGUCCUGGUGACGUAUCUCAGGGCAAACGUGCCGUGUCUCAGGAAGAAACAAAUGAAAGGGCAAAUGGGGGCGCGGAAGCCGAGGGCGACAACAUCAAUAUCAACCUCGUGAAAAACUUCUUGGAGAGCCUUCAGGGACAGUCAGGGUCGUCGGGUCCAGCAGGGAACAUACUUUCCAUGAUGAAUGUGCCGAUGCCGAAAGACGAUCGCGAACGGUGA